Molecule: messenger RNA, 2901 nt
Organism: Pteropus alecto (black flying fox)
Lineage: Eukaryota; Metazoa; Chordata; Mammalia; Chiroptera; Pteropodidae
Gene: RNASEL
Product: ribonuclease L
Exons: 8
Coding region: 442-2658 (738 amino acids)
Biological process (GO): mRNA processing; protein phosphorylation; negative regulation of viral genome replication
Molecular function (GO): RNA nuclease activity; ATP binding; protein binding
Source: RefSeq, a predicted model, not a curated record
UUUUUUUUUGGCUCCACCCUGCUGGCUCUGUGACUGCUCAGAAGGAAAUAUUUCCCUGUUGGCAACAGUAUUUGAAGACCGGGCUCUGACGAAAAAUAAGAGGAAGCGUCUGUGUUUGGAAGCAGUUGCAGUGAAAUGAAUAUUCAGCUAACAGUUCGGUGCUGUCUGAAGCUUGAAUUGGAUCUGAAUUGCUCAGAAUUGACUGAGGACAGUUGAACUCAACCGACACUCCCAGCACCCUUUUUGCCUCGAGGAGAAAUAUCAGAAGACACCAAGAGUGUUGUCCUUUCUCCUACCGCUGACGGGAAGUGAGAGAAUCAUCCCUGUUUACCGUGACAAGAGUUUCUUAGAGCUCCGUGUUUCUCUGAUCAAGUGCCAAGAAGAUAAGUUUUCAUUUUCUCAAAGAAAGACAAAAAGUUGUAACCACUGGUGUUUACCAUCAUGGAGACCAAGAGCCACAACAACCCCCAAGAGAGACCCACACCCUCCAGCAGUGGGGAGACUUCUGGGCACGACAAUCAUUCGUUGAUAAAAGCUGUUAAAGAAGGAGACAUUAAGCUGGUCCAGCAACUACUGGAUAAGGGGGCUGAUGUCAAUUUCCAGGACGAGGACGGGGGCUGGACACCACUGCUUAACGCGGUGGAAACUUCCGAGGAGGACAUUGUGGACCUUUUGCUGCGUCAUGGCGCUGACCCUUGUCUGAGGAAGAAUAAUGGGGCCACUCCCUUCAUUGUUGCUGGGAUCGUGGGAAAUGUGAAACUGCUCAAACUUUUCCUUUCUAAAGGAUCCGAUAUCAAUGAGUAUGACCAUAAUGGCUUUACAGCUUUCAUGGAAGCCGCUUGCUAUGGUAAGGUUGAAGCUUUAAGAUUCCUGUAUGAGAAUGGAGCAAAGGUAAAUUUGGGUCGAGAGACAAAGGAGGAUCAAAGGAAGAUUAGGAAAGGAGGGGCCACAGCUCUCAUGGAUGCGGCUAAAAAUGGACAUGUAGAGGUCUUGAAGAUCCUCCUCGAUGAGAUGGGGGCAGAUGUCAAAGCCUGUGACAACAUGGGCAGAAAUGCUUUGAUCCAUGCUUUUCAGAACUCCAUUAAGGAGACAAUGGAGGCCAUCGUUCGCCUUCUGCUAGACCACGGGGUUGAUGUCAAUGUGAGGGGAGAGAAAGGGAAGACACCCCUGAUUCUGGCAGUGGAAAAGAGGAAUUCUGAUCUGGUAAAGAUGCUUCUAGAACAAGAACAUAUAGAAGUUAAUGAAACAGACAGAGAGGGCAAAACGGCAUUGCUGUUGGCUGUUGAACUCAGACUGAAGGAAAUUGUCCAGCUGCUGUGUGAACACGGAGCCAGCACCGAUUGUGGGGAUCUUGUUAUGAUGGCCAGGCGCACUUAUGACAAUUGCCUCGUAAAGCUCCUUCUCAAGUAUGGAGCCAAAGAAGGUUUUCACCCUCCUACUGAAGACUGGAAACCUCAGAGUUCACGCUGGGGGCCGGCCCUGAAACAGCUCCACAGGAUAUACCGCUCUAUGAUUGGCAAACUCAAGAUCUUUAUUGAUGAAGGAUAUAAAGUUGCUGACACUUCAGAAGGGGGCAUCUACCUGGGGUUCUAUGAAAAGCAAGAAGUAGCAGUGAAGCGAUUCUGGGAGGACAGCACACGUGGACAACAGGAAGUCUCCUGUCUGCAGAGCAUCCGGGCGAACAGUGACUUGGUGACAUUCUACGGGAGCGAGAGCUACAGGGGCUGUCUGUAUGUGUGCAUCUCCCUCUGUGAGCAGACCCUGGAGAAGCACUUGGCUGAGCACAGAGGGGAGGCCGUAGAAAAUGAGGAAGAUGUGUUUGCUCGAAACAUCCUCUUAUCUAUAUUUAAGGCUGUUGAAGAGCUACACCUGCUCUGUGGAUUCACUCACCAGGACUUGCAGCCACAGAACAUCUUAAUAGAUUACAAGAAUGCUGUUCGCCUGGCAGACUUUGACAAAAGCGUCAAGCGAGCUGGAGAGCCACAGGAAAUCAAGAGUGAUCUAGAGGCCCUUGGACUGCUGGUCUUAUAUGUGGUAAGGAGGGGAGAGAUCUCUUUUGAGACACUGAAGACUCAAAGUUAUGAAGAAGUGAUUCAAUUUUCUUCAAAUAAAGAAAUUCGGGACCUCAUUCAUCGCCUCUUCCACCCUGGGGAAAAUGUGAAGGACCAUCUGAGUGACCUGUUGGAUCAUCCUUUUUUUUGGAGUUGGGAGACCCGCUUUAGGAUCCUUCGGAAUGUGGGAAAUGAAUCCGACAUCAAAAUGCGGAAACAAGCAAGCAGGAUCCUCCAAAUACUGCAACCUAGAACAACAGAACAGUUCAGUUUUGACCGGUGGACUACUCAGAUUGACAGCUACAUUAUGAAAGAAAUGAAUAAUCAUUACGUAAAAAGCCGUAAUUUCUAUCAGAACACUGUGGGUGACCUGCUGAAAUUCAUCCGGAAUUUGGGAGAACACGUUAAUGAAGAAAAGAAUAAAGUGAUGAAGUCAAUAAUUGGAGACCCUGCCCAGUACUUUCAGAAGAAAUUCCCUGAUCUGGUCAUCCACGUCUAUGUGCAACUACGAGACACAGAAUAUGGAAGACAUUUCCCCAAAACGCACAACACAAACAAGGCUUGGUAUGAUGGGGCCAGCAGUGACCAGAAGGCUGGCCGGCUCUGAGUGAUAACCGAGCCUUCUGAGGUCAGGGAGGUCCUUAUUAGUAUGCACUCCUGAGCAAGUCAGAACUCUCCGGGCCCCUUCACUAAUCCGGUUGCCUGUGAGGGAUGAGUUGCAUAGCUGAGGUGGCAGUUCGUGGCACUGUGCCCAGUAUUUCUCACGUAUUUAUAACAAAAAAAAGUAUAUGCUCAAAUUACCCUGGUCCCAUGGAUAUUAAAACAAUAAUAAAGGAAUACUAUGAACGAC